This is a messenger RNA of Cottoperca gobio, 1088 nucleotides long. Its product is annotated as dehydrogenase/reductase SDR family member 11-like. The record is from RefSeq and is a predicted model, not a curated record. NCBI's taxonomy places the organism in Eukaryota, Metazoa, Chordata, Actinopteri, Perciformes, Bovichtidae. The transcript is spliced from 7 exons. Bases 18 to 950 code for a protein of 310 amino acids. Gene Ontology annotation, molecular function: oxidoreductase activity.
AUUCGCAGUUCUCCUGAAUGCAGCACAGUGAGGCGGAGCUGAAGUUCUUACACCGUGCUGCAUUCACGUGCACCUCACGGAGCUCGGGGUCGCCUCUAUCUCUGCAGCCAAAACUGGGUGUCACUCUCCUCAUUGUUGUGAGGGUGUUGUAUUUACAGCAGGUUACCGGUGUCCAGGCUGCGAUGGACCGCUGGAGGGGCAGAGUGGCCCUAGUGACCGGAGCCUCGGUCGGCAUCGGGGCGGCCAUAGCUAAGGAGCUGGUCCGGUACGGUAUGAAGGUGGUGGGCUGUGCCAGGGACGUCGAAAAAAUACAGAAACUGGCAGCUGAGUGUCAAAGUGCAGGCCACAGUGGUGUUUUGGUGCCUUUCAAGUGUGACUUGAACAACGAGGAGGAGAUUCUGUCCAUGUUCGCUGCCAUCAAAGUGCAGCACAAAGGGGUGGACGUGUGCAUCAACAAUGCUGGCUUGGCUCAUCCAGAGUCCCUGUUAAAUGGCCAAACCAGCAGCUGGAAGAACAUGCUGGAUGUGAACGUUCUUGCAUUGUGUAUAUGCACCCGAGAAGCGUAUCAAUCGAUGAAAGAAAGAAAUGUUGACGAUGGGCACAUCAUAAACCUAAACAGCAUGAGCGGACACCGUGUCGUUCCCAAUGCUGAUGUACAUUUCUACAGCUCCACCAAGUACGCUGUAACGGCCCUGACUGAAGGCCUGAGACAGGAGCUGCGCGAGGCGAACACCCACAUCAGAGCCACAUGUAUUUCUCCGGGUGUAGUAGAGACAGAAUUUGCUCCACGGCUCUAUAGCCAAAAUGCGGAUAAAGCAGCUGCUUCAUACACAAAAUUCAAGCCUUUGGAAGCAAUAGAUGUUGCUAAUUCUGUAACAUACGUCCUAAGUGCUCCUCCCCAUGUGCAGAUUGGAGACAUUCAGAUGCGACCUGUGGAGCAGGUGUCGUAGGAUGACAUGUGACGGCUGAUUCAAUGUGCAUUCUCCAUCUGCCUGGUUUAUAAUUACUUUAUCUCAUCGUGGAAUAACUUUGUUUUUGUUUGUACUAUUAUAUUGUACUUGCAGAAUAAAAAUGAUUUGAAGAUGAAA